Molecule: messenger RNA, 3076 nt
Organism: Oryzias latipes (Japanese medaka)
Lineage: Eukaryota; Metazoa; Chordata; Actinopteri; Beloniformes; Adrianichthyidae
Product: nectin-4
Biological process (GO): homophilic cell-cell adhesion; heterophilic cell-cell adhesion
Cellular component (GO): adherens junction
Source: RefSeq, a predicted model, not a curated record
UUUCAUUUUCAUUCAGAAAAAGUCAAAUGAUGUGGAAAAACAGAGAAAACAUGAAAAAAAAGAAAGACAGGCAAAGUCUUUUCAGGUGUUUUGGAGCAGAACCUCUCCCGGUCCGGCUCAGGGAGGGCCGCUGCCAGGCUUUUCCUUCAGAGGGAGGAGGCCCGCUAAGUUUCGGUGUCGUGAUUCAGGGAAAAGUGGUUUGAACAGGUUCCUGGGGCCUGCCUCUCCUGCAAACUGAGCAUGUAAAGGCGAGAAAAUAACUGUCACGUCGGCUUCGCCAAACCGGAAAGGCGACUUCUGUCACAUGUGUGUGGUUGUCAAGCAGAGAGGGAGAGACAGAGCUCAAACAGGUGGAAACCAAACGGGUAGCCAAGCUGAGCUGAGCCUCAUGUCCUUCCAACUAUAGAAAUCCUGAGAAAGCAGGAGCAGGACUUCUCUCUGGAAAGAAUUUUGUGACCUGGCAGCACCAGGCAUGAGAGCGCCUUGUGCCGCCUGCAUUUCUGGGUUGGACGGAUGAUGUUUGCUGAAAUCCCCUCUGCUUGCGUGAACCUGGAGCUACUCCCGAGGAGGAGGAUGACCUCUCUGCAGACCAUCCUCUGGCUGUGUCUCUGGGCCCUACACAUCUUUGACUCACACCAAACCUUCGUGAAUCUUCCUCGAAACCGGUCCAUCCAGUCUUUGACGGAGAAGGAGACCGUCCUGCCCUGUGUGUUCCAGCCGGGCCAGGGCAAUAGUGUGGUGCAAGUCACCUGGCUGAAGAAGACCACCAGUGCUCAACCGGAGAACAUCAUCACGGCACACAGAACCGAUGGGCAGACAGUUUUUCCCAAAUGGGCCCAGCGGGUUGGCUUCAAAAGCAAGGAUCCCCUCCAGAACUCGUCCCUCAUCAUCAUGACCACGGACAUCUCCGAUGAAGGGAUCUACAUCUGCCGCAUCGUCUCCUUCCCAGACGGAAACUUUGACACCGAGGUUUCUCUGAAAGUCUGGACCAUUCCCAUCACCUCCCUUGAUCCCUUCAUUCUGGUGGAGGGACAACCUUCCCAGAAAGCCGCCUCAUGCCGCUCUUCCGGACAUCCGGCUCCUCGACUUUCCUGGGACACCGAGCUGCUGGGGAGUUCGGACAAUCGCAGCUUCAGUGGUGGAGUGGUCUCCAUUCAGUUUUCCCUUUCCGCAAAGAAGAGCAUGAACGGGGAGAAACUGGACUGCCUGGUGUGGCAUCCGGCCUUUUCGGCCCCAAAAAGGAUUAAAAACAACCUGGUGGUGCACUUCGUUCCACAUGCAGAGGUGACGGGAUACAACAAUUCAUGGCUUAUUGGAAUGAAAAACGUCGCUCUGAAUUGUUUGAGCGGGGGGAACCCGAAACCCCAAAAUGUCACCUGGACCAGAAUGGGUGGACAGCUGCCAAUGGGUGCAAAGCCACAUCCUGAUGGAAGACUUGAGUUUGUGGAGCCCAUGUCCUCCAUGCAUGAAGGCACAUACCAGUGUACGGCGGCAAACACAGUGGGGGAGGCAAAGGCUCAGGUGGAGGUUACUUUGAAAGAACCUCCUCUUCUGACUGAAAGCUCGUUGAUUCUCAUCGUGGCGGUGGUGUCUGGAAUCCUGCUGUUGAUGGUCAUCCUCGUCAUCUCCGUCUCAUGUUACCACAAGCGCAAGAACAGGAAACUCAAGAAGGAGCUGAAAGUGAAGACAGAAGAAGUAACAACUCUGACCAGACAGGCGUCUGUUCGGAGAAUAAGUUGUGUCACCCCGGACUCCAGAGGACCGGUUGAAGAAUUCCCCCUGAAAGUGUCGGGAGUCCUGAGGCAGAGCCAGGGUUCCCUCGCGGGGCAGGCCCGUUGCCGUGAAAGCAUGUCCACCAUCUCUGCGUUUGACUCCUUGGGCAGGCCGGCCAUCCCCAGAGGGGAGCGCUAUGUGCACAGAGAUGAGAGCAUGUGCCGAGUGGAAGAAUAUGUGAGAAGCUCGGUUCACGCGCAAAAGGCCCAUUACUACCAUCCUCACAUCCCACCCACCUAUACUGUGGGACCUCCACCUGAUGGCUUCAGGCAUCUGAACGGCGGCGCCGUUAUCCCAUCGGAUGCAGGAUCACGACAGGGCAGCGUCCUGCAAAACCUCCAGAACCCUCCGAUGAGCUACGACUACACGCGUAUUGUGGAUGAGGAGGACGUUGAUGAGGGCCUGGGGGGUCCGGCCAGCCAAGAGCAUCCUGACGACCAGGACAGUGUGACCAACAGUUUCCACGUGUCUGACGCUCACAGCUCAUAGAGGAGGACACGCCCCGUCUUUGGAUGGUCCACACACCCCUGAGACCCCCCCAGAUGGGUUAGCACCUCAGUGUUGACCGGAGCAUUGACCUUUAUAAGUCUGGACUCUGACUGCGAUGUUUCGUUUCUUGUAAAUUGUGCAGUUCUAGUGUAAAAAAAAGACUUCCACAGCAGUGUUCAUUGGAAGGGUUUCCCAUGUUUUGUUGGAAGCUCUGAUCAGCUGACGGGUGAACGUGUCGCACACGCCGGGAGGUGAUACUGAAAGCACUCAGGGGAUUCAUCCAGCAGGAAAUCAGCCGCGGUGGGAGGAGUCACAGACUGUGGGAAAGUGGGUACAUCAGAAAUGCUGAUUGGAACACUUGCGUGUAGGUUUGGCGUCUGAUCCUGAACUUUUCUGGUUUGUAACCUCUGGCCACACCUGGAAGAGACAUUCCUCCCCUCCAUCCAGGCCCCUGUUUCUCAGCAGAAGCACUGAAACUGUCAGAAACUUCUGCUUUGUGUAUUGUUAUUUUGUGAAAGCUUUGUUUUCCUUUUUUAAUAAUAUUUUUGUGUUACAUAUUUUGUCAGGUCAUAUGUUUUCACCAGGUGGGGUCACCCACUUACCCACACCCCAACCAUACAGGCGGAAAUACGUAAUUUUGCGCUCAAAACUAUCUGCAAAACGUCAAACUUGCCCAGGAAAAAAAGGUGUUAUCUAAUGUAUUUAGGGAGUUUUUUUAUGUUCCUAUGUUAAAUAAUGGUGAGGUUGUUUGGAGCUCUCAGAUGUGGAGCACUGUGACACCAGUAAUAAAUUUAGGAUUUUUAUUUUUGCCAAA